AUGCCUGAGCUGGUUAAGGCGAGUGUCAGCGUUGCUUCGGACCAACCUGAUGACAUGUUUCUAGGAUGUCUUGCCUCGACUCAAUAUCUUUCUCUGUGUUCUCUCACUUCACAGAAACACUGUGUCCAGCACGACACUAUAGACUCAUGGAACCAACCAAGUCAUGUUCCUGAAUCUUUAACAUCCCAUCUUGAGACCUUCGAGUGGAGACAAUACAAGGGCACAGAGAAAGAGAGAGAGAGAGAGGCUGCAAUGUACAUUCUAGCCAACGCGACAUUCUACUCAGAGAAGCAUGAGAUAUUGAAGGAGUUGGAAUGUGUAGCCAAAGAGGUUCAAAGUUCUUGCACGUUUAUAUUUGAGUAA
This is a messenger RNA of Eruca vesicaria subsp. sativa (arugula), 363 nucleotides long. The record is from the annotation of a GenBank genome assembly. NCBI's taxonomy places the organism in Eukaryota, Viridiplantae, Streptophyta, Magnoliopsida, Brassicales, Brassicaceae.